AUGGGAUAUCCACUAGGAAAAGAGUCGCUCUGCUCGACUCAUCAUCAAUCGCCUAAGGCGAUUCUCCCCAAACGAUAUGGAUUGCGUUCUACUGAAGGUGACUAUGGCACGAACAAUCACUUGCAGCAACAAAGACAUCAAGUGUUACAUCGAGAUGUUAAUUGCUUGAAAAACAAUCAAACGCAGCGCACGCAAAGUUUCACACUUCCCGCUCCCCGCAGUACCCGUAUUGACCUUAUUCCAGCUUGUAGUCAAAACACUCGACAGAGUACCCCAUUUCUUACAGAAGAUCAGAAUUCACUGAUGGAAGACAGUGACCGUCUUUUUCCUGGCCCAUUGGAGGCUUCCCCUUCUUCUAGCAGUCACUCUGGCCAACAACAUCCGUUUUUAUUUGAUGCCUCUGCCCCACCCACCGUUAUCUCAACAACACUCUUUAGUGAUGAUCCAACUUGGGUGGGAGGUAUGCCUGGUAAAGAGUAUAUAUGGGCUCCGGAUAAUAAAGAAUCUCUCUGGGGUCCUCUUGGUGUUGCGGAAGGAGUUUCUCGCCCACAACCCGUAACGCCUGUGGGAGAAAUUGCCAAUCCUCUCGAUAGUCGUAAUGGUACAACAGUGCAGUCACUUUUCGUUUCCUUAACACGUGAGCCAAGUGAUAGUUUGACGACUGACGUUCCUCAGAGUACCACGGCGUUGCCAUGCUCACAGAAAAAUAUAGUGGAUAUUAUAAUGGCGCAACUGACAGAUAGCAGUUACGGCAAUAAUAGUAAUGAUGAUAGUAUUGGUUCUCAUACUUAUGAAGCUCCAUCAACGGUGCUUUCUACACUUCCCAAAGCCCCAACUUACCCUAUGGAAGAGUUAACAAUACCAUGUUUGACAUCUCUUUGUGGUAUUGAAACCUUACUCGAUAGUAGGACGGCGAGUUACGAUGAUCUUCUUGAUUACCACAGAGAACAAGAAUCUAUACAUGAACCUUUAAUGCGAUGUGAAGCACCACUUGCAGUUGGAUGUACACCUCCCUCUUCUGCUCGAAAAAAAGAAAAUGAGGAUGAUAUCAUUCCUUAUCAUAGAGGGCAGAACAGUUCUGAUACUAAUACUGCUACUACUCCUGAUGUUUCAUCUAACCGUGGUAAUAACAGUAAGAAAUUAGCAAAUGAUAGGCGUAAUAGUGAUCGCCGUACCAACCAGUUAACUCAGUUGUCACUGAACAUACCUCUUAUGCCUGUUGUAGAUAUCACAACACUUAGCAAUUUACACCGUAGUACAUCUCAUGCUCUCCAUGUGAAAGCAAUGAUAAAAAAAUCACAUCCUGGACCAUUGUUAAAGGCAGUAGAAUGGCCACCACGAACAAGUGAUGAUGUGGUUUCUCUAUUAAAACAAUAUCGAGCAAAGGAGCUCUUGCGUCAUCUCCGUGUUGUUAGUUUUGCACGAAAAAAUGCCGAAUGUGUACGUGAACUCUUUGAAUCUUGGUGUGCGAAAGGUAUUCCGCCUUCAGAUGUUUUGUUUGGGGCAUAUUAUCUUUAUGUUAUGAAAAGAGGCAAUCGUGAAUUAUGUCUGAAGCACAAUGGACGUGGACGAGUGAUGGGACACGGUCGUGGAUGUGAUUAUGCAUUAAAAGGACCUUCAUUCCGAUGUCGUUACCGUCAUGUUUGUCUCUUCUGCAGUGCUGGCGAUCAUGGAUGGUUUGAUGAGGAGUACUGCGAACGGUAUUUGAAUUUACAAAAAGAAAUGAUUCAAUUGGGUGUAACGGACAGUGUGGGAUUGGUUUUACUAGACGCAUUGGAGUACGAUGACCAUUCCAACUUGCUUGGGGAUAUAAAAUAA
This is a messenger RNA of Trypanosoma theileri, 1818 nucleotides long. RefSeq lists its product as uncharacterized. Lineage: Eukaryota; Euglenozoa; Kinetoplastea; Trypanosomatida; Trypanosomatidae. The record is from RefSeq and is a predicted model, not a curated record. The coding region runs from base 1 to 1818 and encodes 605 amino acids. The transcript has a single exon.